This is a messenger RNA of Leptopilina boulardi, 1047 nucleotides long. RefSeq lists its product as uncharacterized. The coding region runs from base 40 to 966 and encodes 308 amino acids. The record is from RefSeq and is a predicted model, not a curated record. Lineage: Eukaryota; Metazoa; Arthropoda; Insecta; Hymenoptera; Figitidae. The transcript is spliced from 7 exons.
AAAUUUAUACAUUUAGAUCCAUUCACUAAUAACAUUCUUAUGAGCGACGAAGAAGAAUUUGAAAUGAGAAAUAAUAGUCCUCAACACCAAAUUCAUAGUCGAAAACGAAUUCGCAAAGAAAAAGUUUCACAAUCUUCAAUCCAGUCUUCUAAUACUUUUCGAGCACUUGAAAGUGAUGAACAUCAAAUCGGAAUUGAUUUAGAGAAUAAAAAACCGAUUGCAAUGAAAGAAACUGCCCUCGAAAAAAUUUCUAAACCAAAUAUUCGACAUAUUGAACAUUUAAAAAGCGAUAAAAGAAUUAACAUUAGAGCACGAGAGCCAGCGAAAACUAGAAAAUAUAACUGUGAUUUAAUGCAGACAUAUUUACCUUCAACAUCGCGUACAACAGAAUUUUCAGAUGAUUCAAUAGAAGCAAAGAUUGAUCGCAUAAUAAAUGGAAUGUCUAGUCUGAAUGUGUAUGUGAAAGAAAUCAGGAAAGAGCAGCGGAUUCAGGGGAAUAAAAUAGAUUAUUUACAUCAGCAAUUAUGCAUACCAACUCCUGAAACGUACCAAUUUAAUGAAAAAAUUAACUUGGAACUGCCAUUAACAGAUUUGGAAAAGUUCAAAGACUUCGAACUUAAAUUGCAAGAAGCUGAUUUUAGGCAGAAAUUCUCAUCAGUCUUAAAGAUCAAUUUUGACCCGAAGCUUAAUGUUAGGAAAAGCGUUACUAACAUAUUAAGAAAGGUUUUGUCAAAAAGCGUUGCACUUCAAUUUGUGACGUCAAAGCAAACUGAGGGAAAACAACUGUUCAAAGAUACUGAGCUAUUCUCUCUUCUUCUUUCUGUUAUUUCUUCUACCCACAAGGAAGGAAAAGAAAAUAAAGAUGCAGUGACCGAGAAAUCUUUAUUAAAAGAAUUAAGCUCUGUUCUCCCAAAUGCAAAAGACUGGGAUGGAGGACGUAGUAGUCCCAAAAAAAAGAUAUUUUAAAAAAUAAAAAUGCAAAAGGAGAAAUUGCAGGCGAAAGAGAAGACGGAGAAAACGAAGAAGACGAAGAAUGUUAAAUAAUAA